Molecule: messenger RNA, 1364 nt
Organism: Clupea harengus (Atlantic herring)
Lineage: Eukaryota; Metazoa; Chordata; Actinopteri; Clupeiformes; Clupeidae
Gene: selenot1a
Product: selenoprotein T, 1a
Biological process (GO): cell redox homeostasis
Cellular component (GO): endoplasmic reticulum membrane
Molecular function (GO): thioredoxin-disulfide reductase (NADPH) activity
Source: RefSeq, a predicted model, not a curated record
CUUCCUGUUACCGAAGGAAUACUUGUAUAGGGAAGAAGGCAAGAUGAGGGCACGAUGGCUACCUCUCUCGGUCCUUUUUCUAUGGGCCGUCUCUUUUUAUUCAACGUCUGCUGAUAAUGGCGUGAAAAGGAUGAAAAUGCAGUAUGCCGCAGGGCCACUGCUCAAAUUCCAAAUUUGUAUUUCCUGAGGGUACAAGCGGGUGUUUGAAGAGUAUACGCAGGCCUUGUACCAGCGGUACCCAGACAUCCGCAUCGAGGGAGAGAAUUUCCUUCCUCACCCUCUUUACCGACACUUCUCUUCCUUCCUGUCUGUGUUCAAGCUAGCCCUGAUUGGGCUGAUCAUAGUAGGGAAAGACCCAUUUACUCCCUUUGGUAUGGAAGCUCCGGGGGUGUGGACUUGGGGUCAAGAGAACAAGAUUUAUGCCUGCAUGAUGGUGUUCUUCUUCAGCAAUAUGAUUGAGAAUCAGCUUAUGUCAACAGGUGCAUUUGAAAUCUCGCUGAAUGAUGUGCCAGUUUGGUCUAAACUGGAGUCGGGUCACCUGCCCUCAAUGCAGCAGCUGGUGCAGAUUCUGGAGAAUGAGAUGAAGAUGAACGUUCACAUGGAUACACUUCCACACCACCGCUCCUAACCCAGCCUCUGCCCUGUCAGAAGGAGCCUAGGAGCCAGACACGUUUUAGGUGAGCAUCUCUUAAGGCUGUGGGACCUUUCUUAUGAAGGUUUGCACUGAAAGCGGAACGUCUGCUAGUACAGGCCGGAUGUCCUGAUUGGUUCUCACCAUGCCCCUUGAGAUGCUCCUCCUACUGAUGUGCUGGAAUCCCUGGCAAAUUUUGUGGCCAUUUUACUACUGCAGACCAUUCUUCCCUGUGCAAUUAGUUGUAUAGACAUGCAUUUCUCACAAGACCUUUGAAGUACAGGGUUCUAUUACGUUUUUUUUAUUUCCUUUUUGUUGACUGUCUUUCAUAUUCUGUGUAUGUAAUUACAUCCAGGUGUAAGAAAUAACAUUAUUGUAGGUGAGAUGCAACCACCUGAAUACAUCACAAGAAAUUGUUUGUCAGAUGCAGCCUUGUAAUUCUAAGAUCUUAAAAUUGCAUUACUGUAUACAUUUAUGGCUAUCAGAGGCUUGAACAAAUGCUAACAUCCCCAUCUAGAUAAUGAACAGUGAAGAAUCUAUCUGAUAUUUUUGUUAUCCCUAUGUAUCCUUAGAACAUGAUUCUUGUAUAAUUUAAUAGCUAAUUUAUUCACUAGAUUCAGUCAACAAUAGCUUAACAGUUUAGCUAAUGUUUUAAUUUCUAAGCCAUUGUAAUUUUUAUAUUUCUUUGUAUAGCAGAAUGUGAGGGCUACGACAAUAAAAUCGGUUCUAACCA